Chlorella variabilis is the source of this 1136-nucleotide messenger RNA. RefSeq lists its product as hypothetical. The transcript is spliced from 8 exons. The coding region runs from base 43 to 813 and encodes 256 amino acids. The record is from RefSeq and is a predicted model, not a curated record. Gene Ontology annotation, molecular function: proton-transporting ATP synthase activity, rotational mechanism. Gene Ontology annotation, biological process: proton motive force-driven ATP synthesis. Lineage: Eukaryota; Viridiplantae; Chlorophyta; Trebouxiophyceae; Chlorellales; Chlorellaceae.
CCCAGAGGUGGCAGACCACGCUAGGGGGGAGCGCAGCGCACGAUGUUGCGCCGGGCAGGGCAAGCGCUGCUUCGGCAGCACGUCUCCGUGGCGGAGAGCCUCGCCGUGGCCUCGCAGCAGGCACAGGGGGUUGUGCGUGAGGCUGUGGAUGGCAGCUCGCGCGGCGUGUCCACGCUCGCAGUCAAGCAGCGCAUGAAGUCUGUGGCCAACAUCCAGAAGAUCACCAAGGCGAUGAAGAUGGUGGCGGCCAGCAAGAUGCGGUCGGCGCAGGCCAGCACCGAGGGUUCCCGCGGCAUCGUGCAACCCUUCCUGCGCAUGCUGGGAGACCUGCCCGCGGCGGAGGGCGCCCGCGCCGUCUUUGUGCCCAUCACUUCUGACAAAGGCCUGUGCGGCGGCAUCAACACCACCGUGUGCAAGUACACCCGCGCCACCAUCAAGGCGGUGGCCGACGGCCCUGUGGCCAGCGAGGGCGGCGAGCCCAAUGAGGCUCUGCUGGUGGUGAUGGGCGAGAAGGGGCGCUCCCAGCUGCAGCGCGACCAGCGCAACAGCAUCUAUGCCACGGUGGCAGACACCAACAAGGUGAAGGUGACCUUCCCAGAGGCGUCCGCCAUUGCCGAGGAGCUGCUCAAGACUGAGUACGACACCGCCCGCAUCCUGUACAACCGCUUUGUGUCGGCCAUCGCGCAGAAGCCCACCAUCGCCACCGUGCUGUCCCCAGACGAGCUGACGCUGACGUACAACCGCACGCGCCAGGCCUCCAUCACCACAGAGCUCAUCGAAAUCAUCUCCGGUGCCACCGCGCUGGCGGGCUGAGGCGGGCGCGCCCGCAGGGGCCGCGGGAGGCGGCGGCGGGAGGAGGCUACGCGCGGCCACCGCGCCGGCGGCAGCGGCGGCGCCCAGCUGCAGCCUCCCUGCCCGAGUGUGGAGGCCUGAUGCCCUCCCUGCCUGGCCCAGGAUGCUGCGUUCCUCGAGCUGGUUUUCCCCCGCCCGCAGCGUUCCCUGUGCGCCGUUGUCGGCAGGCGGGCACGCUCUGCCUGCCCGCCUGCCCGCCCCAUUGUGAGGCUGCGCUGCCGAAUGAUUCGGCGGAGCGCAUGCCUGCCGGGGCGCUGUCUGCAAAGCUCUGUAACUCACUGAAC